AUCAGCUCGUGCUGUGACAGCUCUCCACACUCCCCCUUUCCAUCGCCUCAUCUCCACCACCAAAUCCCCCAAAUCCGCAUCAAUGGUGAGCUUGUGGCGAGCGGCGAUGGGCGCCAGCCAGCCCAACGCCGACGACUACGACGGCGUCGAGUUCUGGUCCGCGGCGGAGCGCGCCGGCUGGCUCACCAAGCAGGGCGAGUACAUCAAGACCUGGCGCCGCCGCUGGUUCGUCCUCAAGCAAGGAAAACUCUUCUGGUUCAAGGAAUCCAACGUCACCCGCGCCUCCCGCCCCCGCGGCGUCAUCCCCGUCGCCGAUUGCCUCACCGUCAAGGGCGCCGAGGACGUGCUCAAUCGCCAAUUCGCCUUCGAGCUGUCCACUCGGAGCGACACGAUGUAUUUCAUCGCGGAUGCGGAGAAGGAGAAGGAGGAUUGGAUCAAUUCGAUCGGGCGAUCUAUUGUUCAGCACUCGAGAUCGGUUACCGAUGACGAGAUCCUUGAUUAUGAUAGCCGGAAAUAGUUUGAAUUCAGUAGCAGGAUAAGCUGCAGUGUGAUUUCUACUUUGAAAACUGGGGUGAAUAGAGCUUCAAGUUUGGCAAUAUCUUGUUUCUCAACGUUGUCGUUCCAUUUUGGCGCGACAUAUUCAGCUGUUGUGUUGAGCUCGUGUCAUGUUUCUGAGCACCAUCUAAGCCAUUCUCGCCCCUUAUGAUUGUUGAUAUGGAGAAACUCGGGUUCUUGGCAUUUUGCACAUUUUUCGUAUUCAAAAAGGGUGCUCUAUUCACCAUUUGAAUUGUUUAAACUGUAGAAUACACUUUUUGGAUGUGCUGGACUAACUGCAUUUUGGCAUGGUCCAACACAAAAGGAUUCAAUAUUUUUGUCGCAUGGAAUAUUUGUGGCCAA
Messenger RNA from Salvia splendens (bonfire salvia), 897 nucleotides. RefSeq names its product pleckstrin homology domain-containing protein 1. The record is from RefSeq and is a predicted model, not a curated record. Lineage: Eukaryota; Viridiplantae; Streptophyta; Magnoliopsida; Lamiales; Lamiaceae. Bases 83 to 517 code for a protein of 144 amino acids. The transcript is spliced from 2 exons.